AUGUCUAUUCCUAUUAGUAAAAGAAUUUUAAAAACUACAACAAAUUUACCACCAUGUUGUUUAAGAAUUCAUCCUGAAGAUACUUCAAGAAUAUAUAUAGGAACAUAUAAAUUAGAAACUGAAACUGGUGAAAAACAUGGAUCAUUAGAUUAUUUUAAAUAUGAUAAUGAAAAUAAUGAUUUGAAAUUAAUUCAAUCCAUUCCUACAAAUUCAGCAAUACUAGAUAUUAAAUUUAACCCUAAGAAUCUGAAUCAAUUAAUAUCAGGUCAUUCAGAUGGUUGUAUUCUAAUAUGGAAAAUAAAUGAAGAAAAUAUAGAAUUGGAUCAAACCGUAGUUAUUGAUAAAGAUUCAUGUAUAACUUCAAUAUUUUUCAAUCCAAAUAUUACAAAUCAACUUUUAAUAACUUUUACAAAUGGAUAUUCUCAAAUAUUUGAUCUUAUAAAUCAAUCUCAAAAUUGGUUAGAUAAUUCUCAUGAAUUAGAAUGUUGGACUGGAUCAUUUGGAGAACUAGGUGAGCUAACAAAUGUUGUAUAUACAGGUGGUGAUGAUUCACAAUUAAUAGCUCACGAUUUAAGAACAUCAAAUUCAAUAUGGAAUUUAAAAAGAGGUCAUGAUGCAGGAAUUGUUAGUAUACUUUCCCCAAAUCCUAAUUGGAAUAGCAGUCGAGGGAAUUAUUUAUAUACUGGAUCAUAUGAUGAUCAUUUAAGAAUUUGGGAUUUAAGAUGUAUAGAUUCAAAAAAUCCAAAUCUUAUUGAUGGAUAUAUACCUAAAAAAUUAUAUGAAGAAAAUUUAAAUGGUGGUGUAUGGAGAUUAAUACCAAGUACUAUUGAUAAUAGAAUGUUAAGUUGUUGUAUGUAUGAUGGUGCUAGAAUUAUAAAUAAUGAUUCAACUACAUUUAAAGUUGAUAGAUAUUUUAAAGGAGAUCAUGAAAGUAUAUGUUAUGGAGGUGAUUGGUCAUUUGAUGGUAAAUUUGUAGCUACUUGUUCAUUUUAUGAUCAUGUAGUUCAAAUUUGGUCUCCAAAUGAUACAGAAAAGGGAUUAAAUAAUUCUUAA
Lodderomyces pseudojiufengensis is the source of this 1053-nucleotide messenger RNA. RefSeq names its product diphthamide synthase. The transcript has a single exon. The coding region runs from base 1 to 1053 and encodes 350 amino acids. The record is from RefSeq and is a predicted model, not a curated record. Gene Ontology annotation, molecular function: protein binding. Lineage: Eukaryota; Fungi; Ascomycota; Pichiomycetes; Serinales; Debaryomycetaceae.